Rangifer tarandus platyrhynchus (Svalbard reindeer) is the source of this 528-nucleotide messenger RNA. NCBI's taxonomy places the organism in Eukaryota, Metazoa, Chordata, Mammalia, Artiodactyla, Cervidae. The record is from the annotation of a GenBank genome assembly.
AUGCCAGGGGACCCCCUGCCUGCACAAGCUCUGGGAGCCUGUGUCUCCUUCACUCUGUUCCCAGGAGCCCAGGACUGGGGAGGGAGGGGCCACCCCAAUCUCUCUGCAGCUGCUGAUGAACCAGGGGUGCCCCCUGCUGCCCUUAUGGGGUCUGGGGGGCAGAGCUGCAUCUCCCCUGCAGAGGGAGGUGAGGAAGCCCCCGGCGGGGACCUUCCAGGAGAACACGCUGGGGCAGCCGCUCCUGGACUCCUGCGCACGGCGGCCCUCAGUGCACCCAGCCUCCGGAGCAGCCAGCCCAGCAAGCUCGGGGGCGCCAGUGCACGGGACCUGCGCCCGGGGAGACGUGCUCAGGGCACCCUCCACUUAUCUGUGUGGAUCAUUACCACCUCUUGUCUGUACUAUUUUGGUCACAUUCAACAGGAGACCCCAGGGGUUUUGCUGGUGAUUCUGAAGCACCAGCAAGUCUUCAUCAUCACCAAAGACAUCCCACAAAGCAUCCCUCAAAAAGAUGAGCAGAGAGUUUUCUGA